This is a messenger RNA of Saccharomycodes ludwigii, 1020 nucleotides long. It is a transcript of the gene FAF1, whose product is annotated as Faf1p. The transcript has a single exon. Gene Ontology annotation, cellular component: nucleolus. The record is from RefSeq and is a predicted model, not a curated record. Bases 1 to 1020 code for a protein of 339 amino acids. Gene Ontology annotation, biological process: maturation of SSU-rRNA from tricistronic rRNA transcript (SSU-rRNA, 5.8S rRNA, LSU-rRNA). Lineage: Eukaryota; Fungi; Ascomycota; Saccharomycetes; Saccharomycodales; Saccharomycodaceae.
AUGACCAUCAAUAAAGAUAACGAUGUUGAGUAUUUGAAACAAUUAGAAGCACAAAGGUUGGCAUUUGAAACACAAUUCGGUACGUUGGAAUCAAUGGGGUUUAAAGACAAAACUAAGGUAAGUGGGACCGCAGAUACUGAAAAUAAUGAUGACAAUAGUGACACAUGUAACGUUUCAGCAUCAGAUUCUGAGGAUAAUAGUGAUGACAAUAAAAGUGAUGAAAAAAUUCAUCCACAUAACACCAAGAGUGUGCAUAAUCCUAAAAUUAUUAAAUUUGAUCAGUUAAUGAUGGAUGACAGUCUAAAUAAACCAACUAAAAUAAGUAAGGCAGAUUUGAAGUUAUUAAAAAGUGGGAAAUCUACGAUAGAUCGAGGUACCAUUAAAAAAGGUUUUUCCAAAAAAAACCAUCGUGAUAAUGAAAGUAGAAGUGACGAUGAAAAUGAAAAUGAAAUGGAGAACUUGCGUAACGAUAUAGAAUUGCAAAACUUCAUCAAAGAAUCGCAUUUGUUAUCGGCAUUUAGUAACAGGGGUGGCAAUGGUGUCAACAGUUUUAGAGAUGACGAGAUAACGGGUAAAGUAAGAAUGAAAACAUUAGAACAAAGGUUGAAAACCAUACAGGACAAUAACCAUAACGUAUCCAAUAGGUAUAAAUCCAAAAGCAAUACCUUGGAAAGUAUGCCAAUGAAUGUCAGAAAGGGAAUGGUUAAAAAGCACUUGGAUAGAAUAGACAAAUACGAGAAAUUUGCCAAGGAAAACGGUAUUGUAUUAAGCAAGAAUGGUAAAAAGGAUGGAUUUAGAAAAAUUGAUACUACUUAUAAAAAAGAUAUUCAAAAACGUAUUGGUUCGGGAUCGAACAGGAAUAUAGGUGGCAGUAAUCGUAGAACAUCUUUGAAAAUCAAUAGUGUUGGUAAAAGUACUAGAAACGGAUUGAUUUUAAGUAAAGCUGAAAUAAGAAAAAUAAAUGGUGGAGAUAAAUUCAGUAACGGCGGUUCUGUUAAGAGGUCCAACAGAAAGAGGUGA